AUGCACUCCCCCUCUCUCCCCCCACCAUGUCCCCUCCUGUCCCCACAGGGGCCUCUUGAGGAGGGGCUGCCCACAGCAAGGAGCUUCCCACGGACCUGGACCCAGUGGGUGCUGAUGGUACUCCUGCUUCUUGGCCUGCUGGUUGGCUUUUCUGUGCUUUGUGUCUACAUCUUCCAGAACUCUGGCCCUUAUGUGCUCUCCUGUGAGACCCCAGUGUGUCUGGACCUCCUGGAUAGGUACCUAGCCUCAGGAAACACCAGUGUGGCCCCCUGCUCUGACUUCUUCAGCUUUGUCUGUGGGAAUGCCAACAGGACCAGGAAUUCUUUUCAGGCUCUUGAAGAGGAGAACAAGGGCCGACUCCGGAGAAUUUUGGAGGCCCCGAGUCCCUGGCCCCCAGGCUCUGCGGAGGAGAAAGCCUUCCAGUUCUACAGAUCCUGCAUGGACAUGGAUGCCAUUGAAGCUGCAGGGGCUGGUCCCCUCAGGCAAGUUAUUGAGGAGCUUGGAGGCUGGAGGAUCUCGGGGAACUGGACUUCCUUCGACUUUAACAGAACGCUGAGACUUCUGAUGAGUCAGUAUGGCCACUUCCCAUUCUUCAGAGCCAACCUGCAGCCUCUUCGCACCCCUCUACAAACACCAAUCAUCCAGAUAGACCAGCCUGAGUUUGCUGUCCCUCUCAAGCAAGAGCAGGAACAGAAGAUCUAUGCCCAGAUGGUGAGGGAGUACCUGACCUACCUGAAUCAGCUGGGAACCCUGCUGGGAGGGGACCCCGACAAGGUGCAAGAGCACGCGGCUUUGUCCAUCUCCAUCACCUCGAGGCUGUCCCAGUUCCUGCGGCCCCUGGAGGAGCAGCCGGAACAGAUGGUCACUAUCGCCCAGCUGCAGGAAAUGGCCCCUGCCAUCAAUUGGUUGUCCUGCUUGCAAGCAACAUUCACGCCGAUGCCCCUGAGUCCCUCUCUGACCCUCAUGGUCCGUGACCUGGAGUAUUUGACAAACAUGUCACAACUGGUGGGAAGUCUGCAGCUGAGACACAGUGAAUUUCUGCAAAGCCACAUGAUCCUGGGGCUGGUGGGCACCCUCUCUCCUGCCCUGGACAGCAAGUUCCAGAAGGCCCGCCAGGAGCUGAACCAGAAGCUGCAGCAGCUAACAGGGCGCCAGCUCAUGCCCCAGACCCCCCGGUGGAUGAAGUGUGUGAAGGAAACCGGAACCUUCUUCCAACCCACCCUGGCGGCCUUGUUUGUCCAGGAGGCCUUCAAUCUGCCCACCCAAAGAGCUGCCAUGGAACUAUUCUCCGACAUCAAGGACGCGCUCCUCAACCGCCUCCAAAGGCUCCCCUGGAUGAACGAGAAAGCUCGAAAGGAGGCCCAGGACCGGGUGACCCGAGUGCGGGUGAAGAUGGGGGCCCCAGAGUGGACCCUGGAGCCGGAGCUGGUCACACAGGGGUACCCCGAGGUGCAGCUGGGCCCCAGCUUCCUGCAAUUGUACCUGAGUUGUGUCCGAGCGCUCCAAGCCAGGAAGGUCCGGAGCUUCCUGCAGCCCUUCCACAGCCGGCGCGUGUUCCCCUGGGGCGUCGACGCUUACUACUCCGUGUCGGACCACGUAGUGGUCUUGUCUCCUGGGCUCCUGCAGCCCCCGUUCUUCCACCCUGGCUACCCCAGGGCCGUGAACUUUGGUGCGGCCGGCAGCAUCAUGGCCCACGAGCUGCUGCACAUCUUCUACAAGCUCUUGCUCCCUGGGGGCUGCCCAGACUGUGACGCCGAUGCCCUGCAGGGGGCGCUGCUGUGCGUGGAGCGCCACUACGCUGCCCUCUCUCUGCCAGGGGAGACCUCCUUCAACCGCUCUGGCACCAUCCUGGAGAAUGCCGCCGACAUCGGGGGGCUGGCCAUCACACUGCAGGCUUACCACAAGAGGCUGCUUCUGCAGCAAAGGGAAACCACCCUGCCCCGCCUGGGCCUCAGCCCGGAGCAGCUCUUCUUUCGAAGCUACGCCCAGGUGAUGUGUGGGGAGCCCCGACUCCAGGACCCACGGGACCCGCACAGCCCUCCCCCACUUCGAAUCCAUGGGCCGAUCAGCAACACCCAGGACUUCGCCACGCAUUUCAGCUGUCCAGAAGAGGCCCUCAUGAACCUCAGCAGCCGCUGCGAGCUCUGGUAA
Molecule: messenger RNA, 2151 nt
Organism: Trichechus manatus latirostris (Florida manatee)
Lineage: Eukaryota; Metazoa; Chordata; Mammalia; Sirenia; Trichechidae
Gene: KEL
Product: Kell metallo-endopeptidase (Kell blood group)
Exons: 17
Coding region: 1-2151 (716 amino acids)
Biological process (GO): protein processing
Cellular component (GO): plasma membrane
Molecular function (GO): metalloendopeptidase activity
Source: RefSeq, a predicted model, not a curated record